CAGUAAAUCCAAAGGAAUCAUGAAGGAUUAGGACAGAAAGAUGGAAUCGGUCGUAUUAGUUUUAUAUGAUGGAUUUGUCAUGCCAACAAAGAUCAGAGAUGUAACAAAAAAUUCUCUUCAAGAGCGAUGGUAGAUAAACAGAAAGAAGGUUGUGAAGUUCAGAAACAGUAUGAAAAAUAUGGGCCUACCACUACCAUUUGUAACUAUGUUGAGAAAAAUUUCCAUGAGAAGGAUGAAAAUCCAUUUCUGUUCGUGUUUGAUUUGGAGAUUGACCAAAAGCGUCCUAAGAAUCAAGCUACCUCUGUUGAUCUUGGGAAGCUGAGAGAGGGGUCGACUCCUACAGCACAACUACAGGCCGAGGGAAAGAAAGAGAAAGAUUUGAAUAAAGACAAAAAAGAAAUUGGAGCAUUGAAUAAAGAUGCCACAUCUUCACCUCCUUUAGAAAAAGAACAAGAUGAAAUGACAACAGAAAAAGAAAGGGAUAGAGCAUUUAAUAGGGAUGUCAUAUCAUCACGGUCUUUUGAGAAGAAAGAGGAAGAUCUGAAUGCAGAAAAAAUUGGGCCUAAAGCGUGGGAUGAGGUUGCCAUGUCUUCACCUACUUUUAAGAAGAAAAAGGAAGAUCUUAAUGCAGACAAAAUUGGGUCCAAAGCGUCGGAUGAGGUUGCCAUGUCUUCAACUUCUUUUGAGAGGAAAGAGGAAGAUCUGAAUGCAGACAAAAUUGGGCCCAAAGAAUUGGAUGAGGUUGCCAUGUCUUCACCUUCUUUUGAAAAGAAAGAGGAAGAUCUGAAGGCAGACAAAAUUGGGCCCAAAGCGUCAGAUGAGGUUGCCAUGUCUUCGCCAAAUGUUUUGGAAAGGGAGGAAGAAAAUCUGAACACUUCCAAAAAGUCAUUUAAAGCAGCAAACAAGAAUAAGUUCAAGGAUGAAAAAAUUGAGAGGAAAAGAGCAGAUGGUGAUCCACGGCAAGAUUUGUCACCAAUCAUGAUUCUCGAACAGUUCUUCAAAAGGAUUGUUUCAUCAGAGAUUGGCAAGGUUCUCCUGUUACUAUGUUUUGCUUCAUUAGUGAUUGGCAAAUCUGAGGGAAAUCAGGAACCCAACUGUGAUCCACCUAAAGAGCCGAUUUCAAAGCUUUAUUUCUUGAAACGAAACGAAACAUGCAAUUCUCACAUCGUCAACUUGCAAUGCGGAAAUGAUCUCCAACUUUGUUUGCCUGUCGUCCCUGGAUCAGACCUGGGAGUUGGAUGUGCUCCAGACAGACCGAUAAAUGGAAAAGGCUGUCCAGAAUGGAAUAACGAUAAUGGUUGUUAUGUGUUAAAUGUCAGACACAAUGAAUGUGAGACCUGCAGCGACUACUACCUACUUUCAAAUUCAAGGGAAGUGGCAAAUUGUUUCAAAGAUAAAAGAGCUACGACAACUGAACAAACCACAGGUACCAGUGCUAAAGGAACUUGUGACAAAAGGAGCAGUCUUGAACAUGGAGAUGAGACAACAGCAGGCUCACCCAAUAAAACCUCUGGGAAGUCUGAAGGCAAUAAUGAGCCUGAGGUAGGAAUUAUUAUUCCUGUAGUCUUGUCAGCUGCUGCUUCUAUUUUCAUUGUAACAGUUGCUGUAAUUAAAUUUAAAUUGCAAAAU
Messenger RNA from Saccostrea cuccullata (small rock oyster), 1629 nucleotides. RefSeq lists its product as uncharacterized. Lineage: Eukaryota; Metazoa; Mollusca; Bivalvia; Ostreida; Ostreidae. The annotation marks the transcript as partial. The record is from RefSeq and is a predicted model, not a curated record. The transcript has 11 exons.